This is a messenger RNA of Sorex araneus (European shrew), 1023 nucleotides long. RefSeq names its product PAK1 interacting protein 1 (gene PAK1IP1). NCBI's taxonomy places the organism in Eukaryota, Metazoa, Chordata, Mammalia, Eulipotyphla, Soricidae. The record is from RefSeq and is a predicted model, not a curated record. Gene Ontology annotation, molecular function: protein binding. The annotation marks the transcript as partial. The transcript is spliced from 9 exons.
GCGCGCGCCGCCACGCGCCGCGCCAUGGAGCUGCUGGCGGGCUGCUACGAGCAGGUGCUGUUCGGCUUCUCGGUGCGGCCGGGCGGGCGGGCCUGGGCGCCCGCCGCGGGCUUCACGCACCACGCGCACAGCGCCUGCCUGACCGCCGUGGCCGCGGGCGGCCGCUUCGCCGUCACCGGCAGCAAGGACGAGACCAUCCACAUCUACGACCUGCGGCGGCGGCUGGACCACGGCGCGCUGGUGCAUCACCGCGGCUCCAUCACCUGCCUGAGGUUCCACGGCAGCAGGCACCUGCUGAGCGGCGCCGAGGACGGGCUCAUCUGCGUGUGGGACGCGCGCAAGUGGGAGUGUCUGAAGACCCUGCGCGCCCACCGGGGACACGUCACCUGCCUGUCCAUCCACCCCUCCGGCAAGCUGGCCCUGUCUGUGGGAACGGACAAGACCCUGAGGACGUGGAACCUUGUGGAAGGAAGGUCUGCCUUCGUGAAGAACAUCAAGCAGAACGCUCACAUAGUGGAGUGGUCCCCGGGCGGGGAGAAGUACGUGGUGGCCGUGCAGAAUAGAAUAGACGUCUACCGGCUGGCCACCGCCUCCGUCAGCGGCACCAUCACCUGCGGGAAGCGCGUGUCCGCGCUCGCCUUCCUGUCGGAGUCUGUCCUCGCUGUGGCCUGCGACGAGGAGAUCGUGAGGGUGUUUGACUGUGACUCGCAGCUGUGCCUGUGUGAGUGGCGCGCUCACGAGAACAGGGUGAAGGACGUGUGCAGUCUGGAGGUCCAGGGGCAGCGGGUCCUGGUCACGGCGUCCAGCGACGGCUUCAUCAAAGCAUGGCAGUUCAGCGAGGACAUGAAGGUGCCCCCAGCCUUGCUCUGCGCGGCGAAGACCAGCGCCCGGCUGACGUGCGUCGCAGUGUGGCUGGACGGCGCUGUGGGCAGCGGAGCAGGCCAGCCCCCCGGUGCGGAGCCCUCUCCAGUGAGUCGGGAGCAACCUGAAGUCUGCGAGGAGGACGAGGAGGAGGAGGAGGAG